This is a messenger RNA of Phlebotomus argentipes, 747 nucleotides long. Its product is annotated as endocuticle structural glycoprotein ABD-4-like. NCBI's taxonomy places the organism in Eukaryota, Metazoa, Arthropoda, Insecta, Diptera, Psychodidae. The transcript has 4 exons. Gene Ontology annotation, molecular function: structural constituent of chitin-based larval cuticle. The record is from RefSeq and is a predicted model, not a curated record. Bases 144 to 551 code for a protein of 135 amino acids. Gene Ontology annotation, cellular component: chitin-based extracellular matrix.
CAAGUGCAUUUCCCUCGUUAGAACCUUGUGUGAAGUGCUUCUGUGUAAAUUGAUCUGUGAAACUGUGAUUGCUUCGAAGAAGACACGACUAAGUGAGGAAGAUCAGUGAUCGUGAUCGUAGUUUCUUUUUUUUGGAUAUCACAAUGAAAUUUAUCAUCAUCUGCAGUGCCAUUGCUUUGAUGGCCAUUUGGACCGAAGGUGCUCCUCAGGCGCCCAAGGCAACUGAACCCAUCGCGAUCAUCAGUCAGGAGUCGAACAUAGAACCCGACGGAUCUUAUCAGUACAACUACGAGACCGCCAAUGGGAUCAAGGGUCAGGAGACGGGCACACUGAAGCGCGCCACGAGUCCCGACAGCAGCGACGUGAUCAUCGCCCAAGGAUCAGUGUCGUACACCUCGCCGGAAGGACAAUUGAUCGUGCUGAACUACUCUGCGGACGAUGAGAAUGGAUUUGUGCCUCAAGGUGAUCACCUGCCCACGAGUCCCCCAAUUCCGCCUGCCAUCCAGAAAGCUCUGGAGUACAUCGCCUCACAGCCGAAAACACGGAAGUAGAAAGAGUCGCCACACAACAUGUCUUACAGAUUUAGCUAUUUAAAUACUCUGUGCAGAUGCCAAAUUUUUCUACGAUGAUGAUGAUGAUGAUGUAAAGAAAUUUUAAAUUCAGCUGCCAUACAACACAGAAAGGAAAAAUCGAUAUAUCUCAAGAAGAGAGCAUGAAAAAGACCAUAUAAAAAUGUUUUAUAAGAAA